This is a messenger RNA of Camellia sinensis, 2470 nucleotides long. The record is from RefSeq and is a predicted model, not a curated record. Lineage: Eukaryota; Viridiplantae; Streptophyta; Magnoliopsida; Ericales; Theaceae.
UGUCAAUCCGCUUCCAGUUCUAUUCUCAUUUAGCCCUCAUUCUGUCACAACCUAUCAAUUUUCUGUCUUUGCGUCAUGUGUCACGUUUAGACCUGGGAAGAAUUGAUAUGCCAUUUGAUUUUGGUAUUCUGCGUAAUCUGCCUUGUCUGACACACUCGACAUUCUUACCACUGUUCAGACCUGAACCGAUGUCUCAUAUUGAUGUGUCUCAUAUCAUUCCUCGGUCUCAUAUCCGUGCCAGGAAACCAUAUUUCCCACCACUUACACAUAGCCUGGGACUUUUUUGCCUGGGACUUUUUGGUUUGUGUGGUUUUCUUGUUCGGCCUUUUUUGGUUUUUGACUUUGGAAUGGCAAACUCUUUGUUGGCUUUUUUUGUUUUUUGUCUUUUUGGUUUUUUUUACAUUUUUUUGUAUUUAGCCCAACAUGUUUGCCAAGCCAGGCGUAGGAGGCCUUGUGGCCAAGAGGACAUUGACGAGGCUUUAUGGGAUUUUGAAGAAAUUGUGGAGGCUUUAUGGGAUUUUGAUUUGGAGAGAGGCGAUUUAAGCGAGAAUGUUGGAACUCCAAAUCAUUUGAUAUGUUUGUCACGUAACGAACCUACUUGGCCAGAGUACCAAUGUGAUUUUGAUUCGGAGAUAGGCUAUUUAACCGAGAAUGUUGGAACUCCAAAUCAUUUGUGGCCAGAGUACCAAUGUGAUUUUGAUUCGGAGAUAGGCUAUUUAAGCGAGAAUGUUGGAACUCCAAAUCAUUUGAUAUGGUUUCCUCCAACAACAGAGACGUUGGAGGGACGUAACGAACCUACUUGGCCAGAGUGCCAAUCUGCGAAUCCAGCUCUGGAGCAACACAGGGCUAUUCUUCCUUGCACAGUACCAGAUGUCGUGACAAGGAAUAAUGCGGUUACUGUAACAACAGUACAAAUGGAAACUGAUAAAUCAAUGACAACUCCAUGUUGGAGUUCAGCAAGUGAAUUAGAAGUAGUUUCAGCAAGUCCACUGCCACCUCAAUGCUUAUCAGGAUCAAUUGCACAGGACAAUCUUCCUCUGUCUUGUCCUGUCCCUACAUUGGUAACAACGGAGGAGUGUUUUCCGGAAGCGAAAAGAUGUAUCAAUUCAUCGAUAGAGUUACCAUGUUCUAAUCCAGCUCUGAAGCUACCCACGGUUAAUACUGCUCAGGGUUCUGCAGAAGAGGUCAAUCCCUCUACGGAACUUUAUUUGAGGCCUCAAUGUAUCGAAAUACCCCAGCCUGCUGGACCUGCACUUCAGCCUGACGCCUUUCCAAAUGUAGGGAAGAAUAUGCUGGUUGAUUCAUCAGAACAAGAGUCAUCUGUGGGAUUUGAUGCUACAAACAUUGGAGGGAAUGUUGUUAGUGCAAACAAAAAUUGCACUACAACUUGUUCACAGAAGAAAAUUACAAUUAGAGAACUCCUACCACUUAUUGGUUGGACGCGUGAAGCUGCUGCAGAGGAACUUGGUGUUAGCAUACCUACAUUCAAGCGCCACUGUAGGGUGAAUGGUAUCUCCCGGUGGCCACAUCACAGGAAUAAAAAGCUAUGUCUUUCCCUUCGUCAGAAGCUUGCAGAUGACUCUGACCAAGGUGCAGCAGGAGCAUUUGGUCAUUUUGUGACAGGUUCACAUACUGGUGCUGUUGGAUCGAAUCAUCACAACUCACCAUUCUCUAAACCCUCUAAACGCCAGAGAGAAAAAAAGACAUCGCCCUCUUGUAAGACACCAUCAACUGCAGAUCCAGCACCAGCUCCAAUGCAAGCCACGUCUACUCUUCCUCAAAUAAUGCCACAUCUCAGGGCAGAGCAAGACGCAACGAUUGAGAUGUCAAAAACAACAGAAGAUAUACUCAUUCAAUCAGUUGAAGGGGUGACAACUAGGUCUUGCUUAAGUCCCCAGAAACGAGUUGGCUCAGAUGUUCCAUCUACUUCGUCCCCAAAACACCGUCACUGUAAGCAAAAUGCAAGGACUGCAACCAUAAAGGCAACAUAUGGAGACAAGACUGUGAGAGUGCCACCCCCUGCAACAUCAGGAAUUGUUAAGUUGAAGGAAGAAUUGGCAAGGAGACUGGAGUUAGAGCAUGGCAGCUUCUAUGUGGAGUAUGAGGAUGAGGAUCAUGAUUGGAUUCUAAUAGCCUGUGAUGAUGUCUUACAGGAGUGUUUGACAUUUUCAAGGGACAAUCGAGUAAUCAGACUAGCAGUUCGUGAUGAGGUUGUCAAUUCUCAGAAUUCCGGCAAAGCUCUAGAGUGCUGAAGAGGAAAAUAACUAUUUUAUAUAUAUAUAUAUAUAUAUAUAUCUGUAUGUAUGUAUGUGUGUGUAUUUAUUUUAAAUUUUGUUUUUAUUUUAAUUUUAAGGUGUGCAUGUUGUGUGUCUUCAAAUUGGAACAAAAUAAAAAUUAAAAAAACAUUUGAAUAUAUCAUAUUGGCAUUUCUAUCAUUCAAUCAUAUAUUUUGCCCAGCCCCUUCUAGCUA